Vigna angularis (adzuki bean) is the source of this 588-nucleotide messenger RNA. RefSeq lists its product as uncharacterized. NCBI's taxonomy places the organism in Eukaryota, Viridiplantae, Streptophyta, Magnoliopsida, Fabales, Fabaceae. Gene Ontology annotation, biological process: recombinational repair. The record is from RefSeq and is a predicted model, not a curated record. The transcript is spliced from 5 exons. The coding region runs from base 1 to 588 and encodes 195 amino acids.
AUGAACCAAAUCGUAUUCAGUCAUCAAACUUACUACAAUUACCACUGUGAACUGAAAAAAAAAGGUAACAUCCAAGCAACUUUCCUGAAUAGAACGGGAACAGAAGAACCGAAAUCGACACAAGAAUUUGCUCGUGAUGUUGCUCAGGCUACUUAUGAACGAGAUUUCAACUCCAAUGCUUGGAAAUGGGCACAGAUGUUUAUUGAACACCACGGUCUCGUAACGGAUGGCAAAUUCGAAAACGUCAACUCCCUCCAAGAGGUAAAAUCAGCAAAGGUCCUUCCAUUUGUUGCUUGCAUAUUGAAAGAGUGCAAGCCAAAUGGGUUGGGAGAUAUGCAAUUGACUGUUAAGGACCCAACUGCCACGAUGAAGGCUUCCUUGCACAAGAAAGUUCUUGAAGAUCCUCAAAUUGCAGACAAUAUCGGAGUUGGUUCUGUUAUGCUACUCAAUCUUGUCCACCCCUUCGCUACAUGUCCGCAAAACUACUACCUCAAUAUUACGCAUCGCUCUAUAGUCAAGGUUUUUCCAGCUAAUGUUUGUCCUCCGACAAUUGACCUCGUUAACGAGACCCCAAAACCUGUCAUUUGA